AUGACUCGAGGUGGAUAUCGUGCAGACAAAUCCUCAGGUAUAAGUAAGACUGUCAAUCAUGCAAAAAUUCCUUGUAUUCUAUUACUAGUGGUUGAACAGGAUAAUACAAGUUCCAUCCCUAGCAGUAUGCCAACCAAUCAAAUACUACUGCCCAAUCAUACGCCAUUGGCUCAAACAUUGGGAGAAAGAAGUGCCCUAGUCAUUCUUGAGAUAUCUCUUAUUUUACCUAACCAAAGCAACCCAACAGGCCAGAAUAUGAAUGCUCAAAGCAACACAGCAGUUGAGGGAACAACUAGUCAGAGAAAUGUAUCUGGUUCAGGGAAUGAUGUCAUCAAUGUUUUCACUGUUAUUAUUGGUGUUGGAUUUGAUGUUCCAAAGGUUGGAACCUUCUUCAAAAUGCUGCAGUUCCAUGACAUUUCUUUCAAAAGUGGAGUUGAUCCCAAUGGGAUCAACUGGAAAGGUGUCUCUAAAGAUGUCAAAGAUGGUUAUUUUGGAGAAUUCAAGAAGAAUUUCUAUUGGUAUGCUUCAGUUAGUGAAGCAGUGGUGAAGCAACAAUGGUCGAAGAAGGCUUGGAUGAAACUUUGGGAAAGUGAUAGAUGUAUUAAGAAUUCCAAGAUAAAUUCAAAGAACCAUUGUGGUAGCCGAGAAGUAGCUGCUAGGACACACACUGGUGGCUCUAUCACAGCUGGAGAGCACCAAAAGAAACUUCAAGCUGCUGGCCUUGCUACUAUUUUGUUUGAUUUGUUGCGGUGUCCUUUUAGCUGUUGCUAUUUAGGUGAUACUGCUGGAUUCUUGGCUGGUACCUUGUGUGAAUUCUUGCCUUUAUGGGCUGCACUUCUUGUUGGUGCUAUUCAGAACUUUAUUGGUUAUGAUGUUUCAAAGCUUCUAUUUUUUAUGAUGGAAUUGUUAAUAGCUGCUGCAAAUAGAGCUUCCACUGCUGCUAGAGUUGCUGCUAUCAUAAAAAAGUAUGAAGAAAUUGUACGGAACAAAUUACAGUGUGAAUCAGAAAUUGAUCAAUUGGAAUCAUAUUAUGAAGCUACGGGAGGAGCAAAGAAGAAAAAAUUAUUUGGUCUUGGGUCUGAAGCUGAAAGUUACUAUGGGAAAAAAAGUUGUGCCUGUAAUGCCUCCACAUUAUCAGUACCACGUUCAGUUUCUUUAUCGACAACAAAUUUGGAGGAGUUUGUGAAACAAUUGAUUCCGGCACUUACUACUCAUUUUCUUUCGAUAGUUAUUGAGCGUAUUGGUGGUAUUAUGGUACAAGAAGGGGCCGUGCUUGAUCCUCCUCCUACUAUUGAUGAUGAUGAUGACGUUGAUUCCUAG
This is a messenger RNA of Capsicum annuum, 1320 nucleotides long. RefSeq lists its product as uncharacterized. The coding region runs from base 1 to 1320 and encodes 439 amino acids. The transcript has 9 exons. The record is from RefSeq and is a predicted model, not a curated record. Lineage: Eukaryota; Viridiplantae; Streptophyta; Magnoliopsida; Solanales; Solanaceae.